Molecule: messenger RNA, 1026 nt
Organism: Bathycoccus prasinos
Lineage: Eukaryota; Viridiplantae; Chlorophyta; Mamiellophyceae; Mamiellales; Bathycoccaceae
Exons: 2
Coding region: 1-1026 (341 amino acids)
Molecular function (GO): histone H3K79 methyltransferase activity
Source: RefSeq, a predicted model, not a curated record
AUGAAAGGACUACGGAAGCGUGCCCACUCUAAUUUGAGCUUUGAACAGUAUACGCACAGCAUAAAGGGAUUCUCCAAGAGAAUCAAACGGGAUUGUGAUGAGGAGCCCUUGACACUACUUUCCAAUUCGUAUAUUAAACCAUUUUCCGAAUUCCUUGAUGCUCCAGUUACCAAAGUAAUUGUAGAUCCUUUAAUUAAGAAUAUUUACCGAUUUGUUGAUAAGAAAACAUACUUGGACUGGGGCCUCACAAGCGACUGGCGUGUCUCAGGACCACGAAACAGAGUCUCUGUUCAACACUAUACGAAAUCUUCUUACCCGAGUUUAAAUAUUUCAGAAGCUGCUUCAAGUUCACAAUCAGUAUCAAGUACUGAGAUAGACAACUCAGCUUCUGAGGGUUAUGGGGAAAUGACUGAGGGAUCCAUAGAACGUUUAUUUUGUUACCUUGCUCGUAUUGAUCGAAAGGAUUCACCUGCAUCAUUUGCAGUAUCAACACCCCAAAAAAAUGUAGGAAGAAGUGUAGCCAAGCCAUCUUCGGAGUCUCCUUCUCCCGAAUCCCAAGUGAAUACGUUUAUUGAUAUUGGUAGUGGUUACGGAAAAGUAGUUUUUCAUGCAAAAUUGGGAGGAAGAUAUUCGCAUUCAGUUGGGAUCGAAUAUGUUGAAUCGAGAGCUUCUUUAGCUGCAAGUAUACGAGAUGAACUUCUUUUGGAAAGGAAUAAUCUACUUAACUCAAGUGCCCGUGAGUUGCUCCGGAGCUGUGUUUUGGUUCAUGCAGAUGCAACAAAAUGGAAAUGUUUCAAUUAUUCUCAUAUUUAUAUGUAUGAUCGUGUGUUCAAUGAAAGUACACUGAGUGCGCUUGCAGGAAGAUUGAAUAGUAGCUCUUUUAAAUUUUUAGUGACUUAUCGCCGCUUUGAGGAAUGGUGUCGCCUGGGACUAAAGAACAUAAAACUACUGAAUUCAAUUACUAUGAGAACUACAGGAGGUCAGAACUUUAAGGCAUAUAUUCUCUGCCAGGAACUUCCUGAAUAA